Pseudomassariella vexata is the source of this 1581-nucleotide messenger RNA. RefSeq names its product chromatin remodelling complex Rsc7/Swp82 subunit-domain-containing protein. The record is from RefSeq and is a predicted model, not a curated record. The coding region runs from base 1 to 1581 and encodes 526 amino acids. Gene Ontology annotation, molecular function: chromatin DNA binding. The transcript has 2 exons. Gene Ontology annotation, cellular component: nucleus. NCBI's taxonomy places the organism in Eukaryota, Fungi, Ascomycota, Sordariomycetes, Amphisphaeriales, Pseudomassariaceae.
AUGGCAAGCUUGCGGUCAAGCCCUUGGUGUUCUCGGCGUCUCAUAUGUUUCUUGAUUGCUAAUCAUGUUCUCCUACGUGUAGAGAGCACGCCGAAGACGUUUGAGGAGAUGGACGACGAGCCAAUGGCUGAUGCGGAUGGCGACCAAGAUGCUGAGCAAGACGGUUCCGAUGCUGAAGCGCAACUCGACGUGGAAGACAAUGAUGGGGACUCGGUAGCUGAGCCCGAGGAGGACAACCAAGAAUCUGAUGCUCAAUCUGUUGUCAAAUCGCCCACCCCACCGCCCGUCCCCGUCAUCAGAAAGCGACGCCUUGGUCGUCCACCCAAGAACCGACCACCCGAUUGGGACCAACUGCCUAUCGAACGCCCCGAACGCGAUCCUAACGAGACACCCAGACGACGAGGUCGAGGUGGCUACCGAGGUCGCGGAGGACGCAAGGGCCAAUCUUUUCAGCCCACGCAGCAAGCCAUCGACAAGGACGGCGCCAUGGCCGACAUCGUGGAUGACGAACUCGCUCUGCCCGAGGAUGCUGAGGGAGAAACCAAGGUCGACCGAAUGGGCAAUCUCCAAGGCGGUCGCGAGUACCGCUGCCGCACCUUCACCGUGCAAGGUCGGGGCGAUAGACUGUAUAUGUUGUCUACGGAGCCAGCGCGCUGUGUCGGCUUUCGAGACUCCUACCUGUUCUUCACCAAGCACAAACGCCUCUACAAGAUCAUCGUGGACGAGGAAGAGAAGCGCGACAUGAUUGAGCGCGAAAUUAUUCCGCAUUCUUACAAGGGCCGGUCGAUAGGUAUCGUCACGGCACGAUCCGUCUUCCGCGAGUUUGGUUCCUUCAUUAUUGUCGGCGGUCGCACCAUCAUUGAUGACUACGAGGUGGCUGCCAAGAGAGCCGAGGGGGUUGUGGAAGGCGAGAUUGCCGACCCCAACGACAGAAUUGUCGACGGCGAAGAGUACAACAAGAACCAGUACGUUGCCUGGCACGGCGCCAGCUCCGUAUACCACACUGGAGCACCUUCGGUCCCGGUUCCGAAUGGCAAGGUCGAUGUCAAGAAGAAGCGUGUCACCGUCACCGACUCGAAUUGGCAGCUUGAGCAUGCGCGCGCUGCAGCCCAAUUCAAUGCUGAGAUCGGCGCUAUCCGCCGCGCCAACCUGAAGGGCGUCUACGACAUUCACACCAACAUGGUGCAAUUUCCCACCUCGAUGCAGCCCACACGCGCUCGCAUAGAGCAGGUGGCAGACUCGUCGGCGCCUACCGACAGCAAGGUCUUUCCCCCACUGGAUCCCAAGGUGCCGCGCAACUUCAAAGUAGUCGACACCAUCAUGGAGCUGCCGCCGGCCGGUCUUGCGCCCGCUGCCUACGACCAGAACCACAAUGUGCCCGACUUCCUCAAGCCCUUCCAAGGUCUCAGCGCUAUUUCUGAUGAGAUCAAGGACCUCCUUCCGCCCGAGUGCAGAAAGCCGUUUGAGGAUGCGCUGGCUCAAGAGAAGGCGUGGAAGGCAGGGAAGGGGCCCGAGAGCGAGACGAUGCAUCGACGGCAGCCCAUCAUUGACGCUUCGGUUGUUCCCUACCAUAAGACAUAA